UCUCUCUCUCUCUCUCUCUCUCUCUCUCUCUCUUUCUCUCUCUAAAACAAUCAUAUGAGAGAGGAAAAGGGUUAAAGAUGAAGAAGAAAGAUUGCCCAAGGUUAAGGGGGCAGUAACGUCGACAGUCAGAAAAUAACACUUCCUUCUCUAAUAAUUUGCAUAUUAUUAAUUAUAUUUCUUUAAAAAUGCAUCUCAUUUAGUUUUCUAUUGUUUAUAUCUCCCUUAGAAUUCCAUAAAGCAACACCUUCAAAGAAGAAGAAGAAAAAGAAGAAGAAGAAAGGAAGAUGAGAAGCGUGGGAAGCUCCAGCUCCGGCAGAGGCAUAGCCGCAGUGGUCGGCGUCGGUCCAAAACUCGGCCGAUCCGUCGCCCGUAAAUUCGCCCACGAAGGCUACACCGUCGCCAUUCUCGCCCGCGAUCUCGGGAGGUUGUCGAGGGUAGCAGAGGAGAUAGCAAGAGAAGAGAAAGCUCAAGUUUUCGCCAUAAGAAUAGAUUGCUCGGAUCAAAGAAGCAUAAGGGAAGCAUUCGAAGGAGUUCUGUCAUUAGGGUUUGUGGAAAUAGUCGUUUACAAUGCUUAUCCGACCACUUCUUCCACUUACCGUCCGACCACUUUCACCGACAUUUCGGUCGAUUCCUUCCAAAGAUCUCUCGCUGUCUCAGCCGUCGGACCCUUCCUUUGCGCCCAACAGGUGAUUCCGGGGAUGAUUGAAAGAGGGAAAGGAACAAUACUCUUCACAGGAUGCUCGGCGUCUUUAAACGGUGCCGCCGGUUUCUCCGAAAUAUGCUGUGGAAAAUUUGCUUUGAGAGCUCUUGCUCAAUGCUUAACGAGGGAAUAUCAAGCUUUUGGGAUACACGUUGCUCAUGUUAUCAUCGACGGCGUGGUCGGACCACCUAGAGGAACAAUAACGCAUUCGAGAGGAAUGGUAACGGAGCAGCAGUAUAAAAUGAUGAAGAGUGAAGGAGAAGGAGAAGGAGAAGGAGAAGGAGAGAGUUGGGGAGAGACGGGAAUGGACCCUGACACGGUGGCUCAGACAUACUGGUUCCUUCAUGUCCAAGACCGGUCGGCUUGGACCCAUGAACUUGACCUCCGACACUCCUUCACCAGAUUCUACUGACCCUAUGUCUACUCUACUCUUUCCUUUGGCCAUAUGGUUUGCUGAUUAUACCCAUUCUUGUAUUUUGAAUGUACAUAACCACGAGACGACUAAGAUUCAAGAAGGGUUGGGUUCCUGGAG
Molecule: messenger RNA, 1232 nt
Organism: Tarenaya hassleriana
Lineage: Eukaryota; Viridiplantae; Streptophyta; Magnoliopsida; Brassicales; Cleomaceae
Product: carbonyl reductase family member 4-like
Exons: 5
Coding region: 285-1112 (275 amino acids)
Source: RefSeq, a predicted model, not a curated record